Molecule: messenger RNA, 4956 nt
Organism: Pygoscelis adeliae (Adelie penguin)
Lineage: Eukaryota; Metazoa; Chordata; Aves; Sphenisciformes; Spheniscidae
Gene: FMN2
Product: formin 2
Exons: 21
Biological process (GO): intracellular transport
Cellular component (GO): nucleus; endoplasmic reticulum membrane; cytoplasm
Source: RefSeq, a predicted model, not a curated record
UUACUUUUCUAACAGGAAUGUGUUAAUGUGGAAGUCUCUGGGAGCACAAAGACAAUGCAUCUUGAGUUGAACUUGACCAUUGAAAUCCUGAAAUUAUAAACGAUUUGGUGAUGAGCUGAGCUUGCAAUGCAGGCAAUAAAAACCGUAGAAAAAGAAGUGACUUUUAUAAAGGAAAUACUUUUCACAGAAUCCUUCCUAAAGAAACAAGAGUGCAGCAGAAGCCUGGAGAGCAGGCAGCUCCGUGAGCAGCAGCCAUUGGAAGGAGCUGUCUGCAGCUCUCAGUGCUGUACUGAGCAUGUCCCAGCGGAGCCCUGUGCAAGCAGCACAUUAUGCAAAAAGGCAGCUCUAGCAGAUGGGAGAGAGUCACAGCAAGCAUUUGCUUCACUUGCAUCACCACCGCUUGAAAGCAAACCUGGAUCGCUAGAGGGGAUCUCGCCGGCAGGCCAAAGGAAUGAAAUCCGGGAGCAUGGCUUGACUGCCGAAGGUGUUGCACUGCGAAAAAUCAUGGGGAAUCAAGAUGGGAAGCUGAAGAAAAAUACAGGUGAUGUACAUGAAGGAGGAGAGGACGCCUCUGGGCCCAAGGAUACAGAUGGCACAAAGAAGGUAUCGGGAAGCAGAAGGGGACUGGGGAAGCAUGCAAAAGGAAGUGAAUCCAGUAAGAAGAAGGGUAAGUCAGACUCGAGGGCCUCGGUGUUUUCAAAUCUGAGGAUCAGAAAAAAUCUGUCCAAGGCUAAAGAUGGGAAUAGUAGUUCACGGGAGGAUGUUUUGGAAAGCCAGGCCUUGCAGGCUGGAGAGCUGGACAGUACUCAUUCAAUUGUAACCAAAACUCCAGAUAUAAGCAUCUCUGCGGAUGAAGGGGGUCUCUCAGACACAGAUGGGGAACAUUUUGAAAUCAGAAAUGAAACUGUCCCAGCUGCUGCAGAGACACAGGAUGGACAAAGGACCAGCUCUGGCUCUGAUACGGAUAUAUACAGUUUCCAUUCAGCCACAGAACAAGAGGACUUGCUUUCUGAUAUCCAGCAAGCUAUUAGACUGCAGCAGCAGCAGCAGGGGGCAAUUAACAUUGGAACUGAGGACCUUGUCACCAAAACAAUAGGCCGACACAUGGCUAAUUCGCAAGCAGCCCCCUUAGAUUUUGAACGGUUUCUUUCAGUAACUACCACUGACAAAGAGAGGAGUCCAGACACUGAGGGGGCUUUUCCAGCGAUAUCUGAAAUUGCAGAAAACAUUCCCGUCUCCUGUGCAACUGAACGUGAACGGAAAGAAGCGGUAAAUGGCACAGGCUCUCCUGGUAACGGCUUAUUUGAAACACAAGAAUGUAAGCUAUUGAUUGAGGAACAGGAACAGCUCAUUGCUAGAGUGGAUGCUGUAGCUAGUGAACUAGAAGAUGAUUCCAAUAGAACUGUGGUAGAAAACGGGUCUCAGACACACAGCUCUACACGACCUUUUCCAACCUCGGUAGCAGAUGCUGAGACUAAAAUUGCUGAAGUGCAGGCUGUUGAUUUGCAGGACUCAGUAACAGAGGAUGAUAUUUCAGAUGCAGGCCAUGAUCAUGCUGCUCAGACUCAGGAAGAGGAACACCCUCUGUCAGCCAGUCAAGAGGACCUGCAUAAUGGUUUAUCCACAGAAAUGAAAAAUGGCAUUUUGUCCUCUGAGGGGACAGCAGGCAGUCCGAUGCUUGGUUCCCGAUGUUUUAAGCCCUAUCUAAUUAAUCCUUGUUACAUCAAAACCACAACUAGGCAACUGAGUUCUCCCAACCAUUCACCAUCUCCCUCCCCAUCCCAGAGCCCACUUUUUACAAGAAGGCAGGAGUCCUUCCACAAAAAAGAAAAAGUCUCAAUCAAGAAGCAGAGGUCUGCUAGUUUGGCAGGUUUAUUUAGUCGUUCCGCAGACUGGACAGAAGAGGUAUCUAAUCACAAAUGUGAGAUAACACAGAAGGUGGGCUCUGCAGGCUACUUGGAGCACAAGGGGUUUAGAGAGAAAUUUCAAACAGAAAGAGUGCCUUUGACUCAUUCAAGAAAGUCCUCAGGGGUGCAGGCUUCUGCAGAGACGUUUCCCAAUGUUUUUUCAGGACGAACACUGCUGGAAAAGCUCUUCAGCCAGCACAAAAAUGCACCACAAGAAGAAGCGGAAAAACUAUGUUCUCGCAUUAUUGCAAUGGGUCUUUUGCUUCCUUUCACUGACUGCUUCAGAGAACCAUGUAAUCAGAGUGCCCAGCAAAGCACACCCACGUUUGAUCAAGACCAGCUUUAUACUUGGGCUGCAGUUAGCCAACCCACACAUUCAUCAGAUUACAUUGAAGGAAGCUUUCCAAGGAGAAUUCCAUCUGUGUGGCCCCCACCCAAACCUCCAGAUGAAGAACAAAGACUCAAAAUUACGGAAGAAGAGUUGAAAUCUACUGUCCUAGAAACAGAGAAACAAUGUAGUUUCAUACUGAAGCAAGAUGAUUUUGAGGUGAAAUCUGAGGAGCGUGCCAGUGUCAUUCAACAACUUGAGCAAACUAUUGAGGAUCUGAGGACCAAAAUUGCAGAACUAGAGAAACAGUUCCCUGCUGCAGAGGUACAGACUGCUGGGAGGGAGCAGGAAAAUGAGCACAUGAACGCAGUCUGCGGGGAACUCAGCAGUGUGACUCCUCAAACGAACGGAGAGGAGACCGUACCCAGGGCUGUGUCACAAGCAAGAUCUGUGCAAACAUCACCAACGGAGGAUUACUUAACACACACAAUGCCUUCAGCUAAUGCACUGCCACAGCCACCCCCAACACCGCACUUAGAAGGGGGCAAAAGUGAAGAGCCAACUCGGAAAUUGCCAGCUUUAGAACUACAGCCCAUAUUUUGUUCUGAAAUCUCCUUAAUUCUGUCGCCGAAGCUGAUCUCGGUGCCACUGGAUGCAAGCCAAUCAGUACAGAGUACGCCGCAGUCACCUCUUCUAGGACCCAAAAUUAAUUUGUCCCUUGCAUUUGAAGGAGAGACUGCAAUGCCAGCUUCCCAUCAGCCUCUAAGUACUGUAGAUGUGACUUGUAGUGAACAUCCUCUUUCUUUGCGCCCGGAGCCCACACGUAGCAUUGACCCAUCACUGCCAGCCACCGAACCGGCUGCUCCCCUGUCUGGAGCACAUGUCCCUUCCCUUGCCACUCCCAUGUCCAUGGCAGGAGUACCACCCCCACCACCCCUGCCCGGCUUAGGACUUCCUCCUUCUGCUGGCUCAGCAGUGCCACACCUGGACCACUUUUUGCCGGGCAUGCCACCACCUCCUCCUCCUCCUGCUCCACCUUUGCCAAGGGAGGAGAUACCUCCUCCACCUCCUCCACCGCCUCUGCCUGGUGCAGGUGUCCCCCCUCCACCGCCUCUGCCUGGUGCAGGUGUCCCCCCUCCACCUCCUCCACCGCCUCUGCCUGGUGCAGGUGUCCCCCCUCCACCUCCUCCACCGCCUCUGCCUGGUGCAGGUGUCCCCCCUCCACCCCCUCCUUUGCCUGGGUUGGGGAUGCCACCUCCAGCCCCACCACCUUUGCCUGGAGAAGCGCCACCCCUUCCAGCACCAGCCCAGGGCAGCACCUACCCAGCAGUCCCACAGGGCUGUGGGUUUCUUCCUCCUCCGUUACCAUCUGGUUUAUUUGCAAUGGGGAUGAAUCAGGAGAAAGGGAGCAGGAAACAUGUGAUAGAGCCUUCUCGGCCAAUGAAACCUCUUUACUGGACAAGAAUUCAGCUCCACAGUAAAAGAGAUUCUAGUGCUUCACUUGUGUGGGAAAAAAUUGAAGAGCCUUCCAUAGAUUAUCAUGAGUUUGAAGAACUGUUUUCUAAAACAGCUGUUAAAGAGAGGAAGAAACCCAUUUCGGACACCAUUACAAAAACAAAGACUAAACAAGUUGUCAAGUUGUUAAGUAACAAAAGAUCUCAAGCUGUUGGAAUAUUAAUGUCUAGCCUUCACUUAGACAUGAGGGACAUUCAGCAUGCUGUUGUGAACUUGGACAACUCUGUGGUUGACCUAGAGACCCUUCAAGCCCUGUAUGAGAAUAGAGCACAAUCAGAUGAAUUAGAAAAAAUAGAAAAGCAUAGCAAGGCAUCCAAGGAAAAAGAAAAUGCCAAGUCUUUGGAUAAACCAGAACAGUUUCUCUAUGAACUCUCACUAAUUCCCAACUUUUCAGAACGUGUAUUUUGCAUCCUGUUCCAAUCAACAUUUUCAGAAAGCAUUUGUUCAAUCCGUCGCAAACUUGAAUUGUUACAGAAACUGUGUGAGACAUUGAAAAAUGGGUCAGGAGUUAUGCAGGUCCUGGGUUUGGUUCUUGCCUUUGGAAAUUACAUGAAUGGUGGAAAUAGGACGCGAGGACAGGCUGAUGGGUUUGGACUAGAUAUCCUGCCAAAACUGAAAGAUGUCAAGAGCAGUGACAACAGCAGAAGUCUUCUAUCUUACAUUGUCUCAUACUAUUUGCGUAAUUUUGAUGAGGAUGCUGGAAAAGAACAAUGCAUCUUUCCUCUUCCAGACCCACAAGAUCUCUUCCAGGCUUCGCAAAUGAAGUUUGAAGACUUUCAAAAAGACCUCCGCAAAAUGAAGAAAGAUUUGCGAGCAUGUGAGACAGAAGCAGCAAAAGUUUAUCAGCUAUCACUAGAAGAGCACCUCCAGCCUUUCAAAGACAGCAUGGAGCAAUUCAUUAGUCAAGCUAAAAUAGACCAAGAAAAUGAAGAGAAGUCACUGACAGAAGCACAUAAAAGCUUUUUGGAAACUGCAGCCUAUUUCUGUAUGAAACCAAAAAUGGGAGAGAAAGAGGUGUCCCCACAUUCUUUCUUCAGUAUUUGGCACGAAUUCAGUUCUGACUUCAAAGACUUCUGGAAGAAGGAAAACAAACUUAUUCUUCAAGAAAGAGUUAAAGAAGCAGAGGAAGUCUGCAGGCAGAAAAAGGGGAAGUCGCUGUACAAUAUAAGACCAAAACAUGACUCCGGAAUUAAAGCAAAGAUAAGU